CGGGCAGGGGCUGCCUCCCGGCUCUCCAGCAGCGGCGGCGGCGGCGGCAUCCUCAGCCCUGGCGAUGCGGGCACCACCCGCCGCCCCUGGUGAGCCGCAGUGCUCCAGGAGGGGCCCCCGCUAGCCCCUGCCCUGCCCAGCCCGUGCAUUCAGCUCCGGCGAGGAAGGGAUGGGCGUGAGGGCAGCUGUUCCUGUCCCCUGCUCAGCAGCAGCAGCAGCAGCAGGAGAGUCAAUGCGGCAGCCUCCCCACUGAAGGAGCAGCGGGCAAAGCCAGUGCGGUUAGCUGAGGACAGUGUGAGGCUGCCCCCCCCCCUGCUCCUGCUCCUCUCCCGCUUGCAUUGCCGGCUCUUGCAUUCAUCCUGUUAGGAACACCCCCAGCCCAGCCCCUGGAUCCCCUCUGCAAGGCUCGGCCAUGGGGGCGCUGACCAGCAGGCAGAACGCAGGGGUGGAAGAGGUGGACAUCCCUUCUAAUUCAGUCUACAGAUAUCCUCCUAAAUCCGGGAGCUACUUUGCCAGCCAUUUCAUCAUGGGAGGUGAGAAGUUCGACUCCACGCACCCGGAGGGCUACCUCUUUGGAGAGAACAGCGACCUGAACUUCCUGGGAAACAGACCUGUAGUGUUUCCUUACGCCGCCCCACCCCCGCAGGAGCCAGUGAAGACACUCAGGAGUUUAAUCAACAUCCGCAAGGACACUCUGCGUCUAGUCAAGUGCACGGAGGAAGUGAAGACCCCUGGUGAGGAAGUCAGCAAAGCCAAGGUCCGCUACAACGUGGAGUUCACCUUUGACACUGACACACGAGUGGCCAUCACCAUUUAUUACCAGGCUACCGAAGAAUUCCAGAACGGAGUAGCCAGCUACCUCCCCAAAGACACCAGCUUGCAGUCAGAGACGGUCCAUUACAAACGAGGGGUGUGUCAGCAGUUCUGCGUCCCCUCCCACACCGUCGAUCCUUCCGAAUGGGCAGAAGAGGAGCUGGGCUUUGACCUGGACCGAGAGGUGUAUCCCAUGGUGGUGCAUGCAGUCGUGGACGAGGGAGAUGAGCACCUUGGCCACUGCCACGUACUACUAGCGACGUUUGAGAAGCAUGCAGAUGGUAGCUUUUGUGUGAAACCCCUGAAGCAGAAACAAGUGGUGGAUGGAGUUAGCUACCUCCUUCAGGAGAUCUACGGGAUCGAGAACAAAUACAAUACACAGGACUCCAAGGUGGCUGAGGACGAGGUGAGCGAUAACAGCGCAGAGUGCGUGGUCUGCCUCUCGGAUGUGCGGGACACUCUGAUUCUACCCUGCCGCCAUCUUUGCCUCUGUAACACUUGUGCGGACACCCUGCGUUACCAAGCCAACAACUGCCCCAUCUGCAGGCUGCCAUUCCGAGCCUUGCUCCAGAUCCGAGCAAUGAGGAAAAAACUUGGCCCUCUCUCUCCAGCCAGCUUCAGCCCAAUCAUCGCCUCCCAAACGUCCGAUUCUGAGGAGCACUCGUCUUCUGAGAACAUCCCUCCUGGUUACGAGGUAGUGUCUCUGCUGGAAGCUCUCAACGGGCCUCUCACUCCGUCCCCGGCCGCCCUUCCACUGCACGGGCUUGGGGACAGCCACGGGGCAGGGAUGCUGCCGUCGUAUGGCAGCGACGGCCACCUGCCUCCCAUCAGGACGCUCUCUCCCCUCGACCGCUUGUCGGACUGCGGCAGCCAAGGGCUCAAACUCAAGAAGAGCCUGUCAAAGUCAGUUUCCCAGACUUCCUCGGUCCUGCAUGAAGAAGAUGAUAAGUCCUGCAGCGAAUCGGAAAUCAGGAUUUCCAGGAGGAAGUCUCCUCAUCAGCAUGAGGAGGAAUGUGGUGUGACAUCGGAGAGUGAAAACCUCACCUUGUCCUCCUCAGGAGCAAUAGAUCAGUCUUCGUGCACAGGAACCCCUCUCUCCUCCACCAUCUCCUCCCCAGAAGAUCCUGGCAGCAGCAGCCUGGCCCAGUCCAUCAUGUCCAUGGCCUCCUCCCAAAGUCAGCACUCCCAGAUCAGCACUGACACCAUGUCUUCCAUGUCUGGCUCCUAUGUCGCUCCGGGCACAGAGGAAGAGGGGGACACGCUCCCAUCCCCUGCUGCUGCCAGUGGGAUUCCUUCAGAAGGAGAGUCAACCCCUGUGGAAUCUCCGGAUAGGAAUUUUGUCAGUAUCCCUUCGGAGGAGCAAGACUCAGAGGGAAACGAUGUCAUGGAGGAAGAGGACGGAUCUCCCACCCAGGAAGAUGGUAAUGGAGGCCAGAGGACAGGUGCUUUCCUAGGUAUGGAGUGUGACAAUAACAAUGACAUUGACAUCGCGAGCGUGAAAGCGCUGGACAAUAAGCUGUGCUCUGAGGCCUGCUUCCCUGGCAUCAAGGGCUCAGAUGACAACGCCCUGACCCGCAGGCCUGCCCAGAGGCACCAUCUGUCUUCCAGCAACAUCAGCCUGGAAGAGGAGGAAGAUAUGCAGUGCAUGGUGGGCCCGCUGGCUGUCUGAGGAGACUCCACCCUCUCUGGGACUGCAUGCUCAUUCCAGCAUCACACUGGAGGGAGGGCAAAGCCCCCCCCCACCACCACACUUCCCCAGCACUAAAGAAACGCAGAGCGGCAGCUCUGUGGGCAUUAACACCUCAAAUCCAGCCGAUGUAGCGAUACUGAUUUUUACACAAUUGAACCUAGACGUCUCAUUGCUCCUCUCUGUGGCCCCUUUCCCGAUAUUUAUGCUAAGACAAACUGGGCUCACCGUGAUCACAGCACAAGGGGGUUUGUUUGAAUUAAGGAAGAGUGUGAAGCUUUCCAGUCUCCUCCUGACGUCUGCCCACGUGCUGAAGCCAAGGGCUACACCCACGCACUCCUGGCCCCUUCGGUGUGGUGACCAGGGAAUACGGGAGGAAAGAGCUGAUGUUUUGCGCCCUUCCUCCACUCCUGCCUCUUCUCUCCAGUCUGCGCUGAUACUUUGAGCCUCUAGCUUCUUAGCUGGGCCCCAGGGCAGCGCUGAAAGGUCUGCGUGCGUGACGCCGCAGGAGAUGUUCCAGGGCGGGAGGUCUGCAUGACUUCGAGGGCCUCCUUCUGGGGAAGUGGGGGAGGGGAACGAGCAUUCCUCUCCGGGUUGGAGAGGCGGGCGCUGUCUGCACUUGGUGGUUGGUUAAGAGGAGCAUGACUGGGAGCAAGCCUAGCUGCCCAUGGGCAGGCUCUCCCUCCCGUGUCCAUGUGCAUGUAGAGGCACUCACAAUUAGCUCACAUCCAUCUACCUCGCAAGCGUGCAGUAUCCACCUCGCUCGCUCAGCUGCACGCACGCUGCUGGUGUAAGUUUCCCCAAGGCCUGAGCCACGUACGGCUAAUCCUGAUCUCAUCAAAGUCAGUGGGAACGUGGCCAUUGCCUUCGGUGAGACCAGGAUUCAGCUGCCCGUGCUUGUGAUGAGCCUCCGAGGGGCAGGCUCACACACACCCAUGGGGCCAUCUGUGCUGGUGCAUGCAAGCAGGUGAGCUUACAACUGAGGGCUGGCAUACCUGAGUAGGUGCACUUACGCGUGCAAAAGACCGUGCAUAUGUAGGCUUAUAGAAUCAUAGACUAUCAGGGUUGGAAGGGACCUCAGGAGGUAUCUAGUCCAACCCCCUGCUCAAAGCAAGACCAAUCCCCAACUAUUUUUUUUUUUUUGCCCUAGAUCCCUAAAUGGCCCCCUCAGGAAUUGAACUCACAACCCUGGGUUUAGCAGGCCAAUGCUCAAACCCUUAUGUACAUGGCAGCAUGCAUGGACCCUGAAGCACGUAUGUGCAUGUGGUUGUGAGUGCAUAUUCACGUUUGCCUAGCCCUCCCUUGCCCUGCCAGGUGGUGAUGUUUUUACCCUGACACCGACGUGUGAGGGUCAAGCCUCCAAAUUCAUGCUUUAAAUGCGGCUGAUGUCACACCUUCAAAAUAUCCCCUUGGUCCCCCUUACCCUCCUCCCUCUGCCAUCCUGUGGCUCCAGGCCUUUCUUCCUUCCACAAAACCAACCCAAGCAAUAACCCAGCUCUGAGCCGUGACUCAGCAAGACAUCAGAGGAAGGGCAAUUAUUGGCCUGGAGGUGGGGGCUUGCUUCUUAAUCUUCAGCCCUUGCUUCUGUCUGGUAUUUAACUAGAGGAUCUGGGGCAGGGAAAUGGUAACCUAGUUCCCUACAAUGAAAACCACGGCAGGGGCCCAACAGCCAGCUUCUCGGAGACGGUGAAGGGACUUUUCCACCUCGUCCUCCAAACUGCCGCCAUGCUGGCUCCAUUCGUCUCAGCUGGAGGGGGCUCAGCGCCUGCCGAUGCCCCUCUCUCCGGAACAAUUGCAGGGACAAACUCAGUCCCUUUCUUUGUUCCUUCUCUCUAAAGCACCUUGCCGAGAGCAAGGACAUGUGCACUGCGUGGCCCCCCGACCUCCCACCGCCGGUACCGUUCCUCCCACUCCCCCGCCACUUUUCACUCCUCGGUUUUCCUUUUGAUUUCUGGGGGUACUGGCCUGACCUGUUAGUCUUGGAGCAGCGUGGCAAAGGGCACAGAUUGAGCCCAGAGAGGGGGGGCCCUUUAAGAAUGCAGGAUAAGGCGGGGCAAAGCGUAGCAGACCCCCAAGCGGGCUGUGGCGUGAAGUGAUCCGGCUGCAACCAUUCAGCUUGCCCUUGGGACAGAGGGAAGGCCUGGGCUUCUCCCGCAGUUACCAAGGGGCCCUUUGAGAAGCCCGAGGGCAGGUGCAGACGGGAUGCCAGGAAUCAUCUGAGUCUUUGUUAUAUUCCCUACCUGAAAUACUCCUCAAUAAAACCACUGCAGCAAUUGACA
This is a messenger RNA of Mauremys mutica (yellowpond turtle), 4779 nucleotides long. RefSeq names its product ring finger protein 157 (gene RNF157). Gene Ontology annotation, molecular function: ubiquitin protein ligase activity. The transcript has 19 exons. Gene Ontology annotation, biological process: protein ubiquitination. Gene Ontology annotation, cellular component: cytoplasm. Bases 413 to 2482 code for a protein of 689 amino acids. The record is from RefSeq and is a predicted model, not a curated record. Lineage: Eukaryota; Metazoa; Chordata; Testudines; Geoemydidae.